AUGUCUACUAUAGGUUCGCAAGUUCGUAAAGCAGCUCCUUCUAUAGAUCCUAUUGUUGCUGAUUAUGCAGUUGGCUAUUUUAAUCAUCUAUCUACUUUAACUUAUGAUCCAGUUCAAAGCAAACAAUUGGAUUUAGCCACUGAAAUUUCUUUUGUUUCUGAAUUGCUACGCAACGCAGGUGCAUCUGAAGAUAAGGUUGAUACAUUGGCUAAAGAAAUAAGUGAAAGGUUAAAUCUACAAUUAGAUGAGAAUAGAGCUAAGCUAGAAUUAACUGGUGAUACUUCAAAAAGAUUAUUAGAUAUCAAUGUUUUAAAGAGUCAUAACAACAAAGCGGAUAUUAAUACUUCUUUGAACUUAUUAAAUAACAAUGGUAUUGAACAUGCUGGUAGACAAAUGGAAACCAGAGUGAAUUUGAAGAAAUUAGCCAAAGCUGAACAAAAGAUUGCUAAAAAGGUUGCUAAGAGAAAUAAUAAAUUUGUUCAAUAUGAAGCAUCGAAAUUGAUUAACGAACAAAAGGAUGAAGAUUACGAUUCAUUCUUCUUAAAAAUUAAUCCAUUGGAAUUUGGAUCUGCUGCUGGUAAAUCUAAAGAUAUUAAAAUUGAUACAUUUGAUUUAUAUGUUGGUGAUGGUCAAAGAAUAUUAUCUGAUGCACAAUUAACCUUAAGUUUUGGCCAUAGAUAUGGUUUGGUUGGUCAAAAUGGUAUUGGUAAAUCUACCUUAUUAAGAGCUCUAUCUAGAAGAGAAUUAAAUGUUCCAAAACAUAUUUCAAUUUUACAUGUUGAGCAAGAAUUAAGAGGUGAUGAUACCUUAGCGUUGCAAAGUGUUCUAGAUGCAGAUGUUUGGAGAAAGCAAUUAUUGCAUGAAGAACAUAAAAUCAAUGAGAGAUUACAAGAAAUGGAAAAACUAAGAGCUGAAUUUGAAGAAGGCAGUUUGGAAGUUAAGAAAUUAGAUAACGAACGUGAAGAUUUAGAUAAUCAUUUAGAACAAAUUGCUGAAAAAUUAGCUGAUAUGGAAUCUGAUAAAGCUGAAGCUAAGGCUGCUUCUAUCUUAUAUGGUCUAGGGUUUAGUGUAGAAGCUCAAAACAAGCCAACUAAUUCCUUUUCUGGUGGUUGGAGGAUGAGAUUAUCAUUAGCCAGAGCUUUAUUUUGUCAACCAGAUUUGUUAUUGUUGGAUGAACCUUCAAAUAUGUUGGAUGUUCCAUCUAUCGCCUAUCUAUCUGAAUAUUUGAAGACUUAUCCAUCGACCCUUCUAGUUGUUUCCCAUGAUCGUGCCUUCUUAAAUGAAGUUGCUACUGAUAUAAUAUAUCAACAUAAUGAAAGAUUGGAUUACUACAGGGGUCAAGAUUUUGAUACAUUCUAUGCCACGAAGGAAGAGCGUAGAAAGAAUGCUCAAAGAGAAUACGAAAACCAAAUGGCUUAUAGAAAGCAUUUACAAGAAUUUAUUGACAAGUUUAGAUAUAAUGCAGCUAAAUCUUCGGAAGCUCAAUCAAGAAUUAAGAAGCUAGAAAAAUUACCAGUUUUAGAGCCACCAGAGGAAGAUAAAAGCAUUCACUUUAAAUUCCCAGAUUGUGAAAACUUAUCUCCCCCAAUUAUUCAAUUACAAGAUGUUUCAUUCGGUUACGAUGAAAAAAAUCUAUUACUAAAAGAUGUUAAUUUAGAUGUUCAAAUGGAUUCACGAAUCGCAUUGGUGGGUGCCAAUGGUUGUGGUAAGACUACAUUACUGAAAGUUAUGAUGAAUCAGCUAAAACCAUUGAAGGGUUAUGUUUCAAGUAAUGGUAGAUUACGUAUUGGUUACUUCACACAACACCAUGUUGAUUCUAUGGAUCUAACAAAAAGUGCUGUUGAUUGGAUGUCGGUCAAAUAUCCAGGUAAAACUGAUGAAGAAUAUAGACGUCACUUAGGUUCCUUCGGUAUUACAGGUACAUUAGGUCUACAAAAAAUGCAACUAUUGUCUGGUGGUCAGAAAUCACGUGUGGCAUUUGCUGCUUUAUGUCUAAAUAAUCCUCAUAUUUUAGUUCUUGAUGAACCUUCCAAUCAUUUAGAUAAUACUGGUUUAGAUGCACUAGUCGAGUCAUUGAAGAAUUUUUCAGGUGGGGUUCUUAUGGUUUCUCACGAUAUCUCAGUUAUUGACAGUGUUUGUAAAGAAAUCUGGGUUUCUGAGAAUGGUACUGUUAGAAGAUUUGAUGGUACUAUCCACGACUAUAAAGACUACAUCUUGGCGUCUGCAGGCACUGCAGGUGUUGUCAAAAAACAUUAA
This is a messenger RNA of Henningerozyma blattae CBS 6284, 2256 nucleotides long. RefSeq names its product putative AAA family ATPase GCN20 (gene GCN20). NCBI's taxonomy places the organism in Eukaryota, Fungi, Ascomycota, Saccharomycetes, Saccharomycetales, Saccharomycetaceae. Bases 1 to 2256 code for a protein of 751 amino acids. The record is from RefSeq and is a predicted model, not a curated record. Gene Ontology annotation, molecular function: ATP hydrolysis activity; ATP binding. The transcript has a single exon.